Dendrobium catenatum is the source of this 1917-nucleotide messenger RNA. RefSeq names its product pentatricopeptide repeat-containing protein At5g66520. The record is from RefSeq and is a predicted model, not a curated record. The transcript has a single exon. The coding region runs from base 267 to 1871 and encodes 534 amino acids. Gene Ontology annotation, biological process: RNA modification. Gene Ontology annotation, molecular function: protein binding; RNA binding. Lineage: Eukaryota; Viridiplantae; Streptophyta; Magnoliopsida; Asparagales; Orchidaceae.
UAUCUCAAAUGAAACCUGAAUGAAACUGCCUGAGCCACACAGGAGAGCCAAUUGUAUUUCGACCGGACAAUAGUUAGAUAGAGUAAUCAGAAGACAUAAUGGGUCAUCCCUUACCUGUCAAUGGUUCUUAGCCCUCCUCUUGGCUCAACUCUACAAGUAGGAUUUUGAAAUCCUUGGCUGAAAUAUUAGUAUUUUAAAAACUUUUAAGAUGGGCUUACCAACUUUCUUUCUUUCCCGGAGAGGAGCUAUCGUUGGUCUUCCCGCCAAUGGUAGCCAUCAUUGGAGGAAUGCUAACGAAGAAGCUAGAGCUCCUCCUCCACCCCAACCUGUCCAUCUCACUCACUGCCUUCGUUUCUUCCUCCGAGAUCAAAGCCACUCACGCACACUUCAUCGUCACCGGUCGCACCACCAACACCUUCGCCACCUCCCGCCUCCUCGCCGCCGCCGCAAUCCCUUUUACCAGAGACCUCAAGCACGUUCGCUCCCUCUUCGUCUCCCUCCCAUCACCCACACUCUUCUCCUACAACACGAUGAUCCGCGCUUCUUCCCAAAGCCCAGAACCUAUCCAUUCCCUCCACCUCUACCUCCACAUGCUGCGCUCCGGCCUCUCGCCUAACCACCUCACUCUCCCAUUCCUCCUCCGCUCCUGCGCCUCCCUUCGCCUUCUCAACCCCGGCACUUCCCUACACUGCCACGCAACAAAGCUCGGCCUCGACGGCGACAUCUUUGUCAUCAACAACACCAUCACCAUGUACUCAUCUCUCCCUGACAUGGCUUCAGCCCAAAGGAUUUUCGAUGAACAUAUCGAAACCACCGACGUCGUCUCCUGGACGGCUCUAAUCACCGGAUACUCCAACGCCGGAGCAAUUGACGCCGCGCGAUCACUCUUCAACCUUUCCCCGAGCCGGAAUCUCGUGACGUAUAACGCAAUGCUGGCCGGCUACGCGCGGGCUGGUCGAACACCAGAUGCACGCCACCUAUUCGACGAAAUGACCGAACGAAACGCCGCCUCCUGGAGCUCCUUGAUUUCAGGCUUCGUCCAGGCUGGCCUCAACAAGACGGCGCUCGCCGUCUUUCACAAGAUGGCGCGGCAAGGCGUCGAACCCAACGAGCCUCUGCUCGUAAGCGCCGUAUCGGCUUGCUCACAACUCCGAGCACUGGAGCAUGGCCGUAGCGUCCACCGCUACAUAGAAACCCUAGGCAUCCAUACCGGCAUCAUCCUCGGCUCCGCCUUAGUCGACAUGUACGGCAAAUGCGGCGGAAUCAAAGAAGCCAUACAAGUCUUCAACACAAUGCCGGAGAGAAACAUCUAUACCUGGAACUCAAUACUCUAUGGUCUCGCCAUGAACGGCGCCGGAAGCCAGGUUUUAACGCUCUUCUACAAAAUGAGGCUCGCCGGAGUAUUACCUAACUCCAUAACAUUCAUUGAUCUGCUCAGCGCUUGCAGCCAUAACGGGCUUGUGGAGGAAGGCCGAAUGCUGUUCGACGAAAUGACAAGGGUGUAUAACAUAAUACCUGAAGAGGAGCAUUAUGGAUGCAUGGUGGAUUUGUUGGGCCGUGCUGGAUUGAUCAAAGAGGCUCUGGUUUUCAUUGAGAAGAUGCCGAUUGAGCCGCAUCCGGGAGUGUGGGGAGCCCUGGCUGGAGCUUGUAGGAUCCAUGACGAGAUGGAGCUUGGUGAAGAAAUUAGCAGAUGGUUGAUCGAGCUUGAGCCAUGCCAUGGUGGAAGAUACAUCCAUCUGUCUAAUAUAUAUGGGGAUGGGAGAAGGUGGAACGAGAUGGCAGUGGUGAGGAGGCUAUUGAAGGAAAGACAGGCGGUGAAGCCUCCUGGAAGUAGCUCAGUUGAUGCACAAGUUAAUUUUUUAAGUAUAUGAUCCUUGAUUUUUUUAAAUAGCAUUUAUAUACAUAGCAUUCAAGGUA